UACAUGGUUGGUGACUCAGUCUUUCAACCAGAUCACACCAUGACAAUCAUCCUGAAAGAUUUAUCUAAUAGCAGUUAUUUGUGGGAGGGGUUUGAGGAUUACAGCGGCACGCCACCCACAGAAGAAUUUGAUUAUAGUCCCUGUGAGAUAAGCACUGAGACACUCAACAAGUAUGCUGUGGUCGUCAUCUAUGCCCUGGUCUUCUUGCUAAGCCUCCUGGGAAACUCCCUGGUGAUGCUGGUCAUCUUGUACAGCCGGGUCGGUCGCUCUGUCACUGAUGUCUACCUGCUGAACCUGGCCAUGGCUGACCUGCUCUUCGCCAUGACCUUGCCUAUCUGGGCCGCCUCCAAGGCAAAGGGCUGGAUCUUCGGCACACCCCUGUGCAAGGUGGUCUCACUCCUGAAGGAAGUCAACUUCUACAGCGGUAUUCUACUGCUGGCCUGCAUCAGCAUGGACCGCUACCUGGCCAUUGUCCAUGCCACACGCACGCUGACCCAGAAGCGGCACUGGGUCAAGUUCAUAUGUUUAGGCAUCUGGGCCCUGUCCGUGAUCCUGGCCCUGCCCAUCUUCAUCUUCCGUGAGGCCUAUCAACCACCCUCCUCCAACCUAGUUUGCUACGAGCACCUGGGUGCCAAUACAACGAAAUGGCGGAUGAUAAUGCGUGUCCUGCCCCAGACCUUUGGCUUCCUCCUGCCCCUGCUGGUCAUGCUUUUCUGCUACGGACUCACCCUGCGCACACUGUUUUCAGCCCAAAUGGGACAGAAGCACCGGGCCAUGCGGGUCAUCUUUGCUGUCGUGCUCGUCUUCCUGCUCUGCUGGCUGCCCUACAACCUGGUCCUAAUCGCAGACACCCUCAUGAGGGCCCAGGUGAUCACCGAGACCUGUCAGCGUCGCAACGACAUUGGCCGGGCCCUGGACGCCACGGAGAUCCUGGGCUUCCUGCACAGCUGCCUCAACCCUCUCAUCUACGUCUUCAUUGGCCAGAAGUUUCGCCACGGACUCCUCAAGAUCAUGGCCAUCCAUGGCCUGAUCAGCAAGGAGUUCUUGGCCAAGGAUGGCAGGCCUUCCUUUGUUGGCUCUUCUUCAGGGAACACGUCUACUACCCUCUGAGACCCCACAUGGGGCUCCUCGCUUCCCCUCAGCAUCAUCCCAAGCCCCAUGU
Molecule: messenger RNA, 1162 nt
Organism: Budorcas taxicolor (takin)
Lineage: Eukaryota; Metazoa; Chordata; Mammalia; Artiodactyla; Bovidae
Gene: CXCR1
Product: C-X-C motif chemokine receptor 1
Exons: 2
Coding region: 4-1110 (368 amino acids)
Biological process (GO): immune response; neutrophil chemotaxis; G protein-coupled receptor signaling pathway
Cellular component (GO): membrane
Molecular function (GO): interleukin-8 binding; C-X-C chemokine receptor activity
Source: RefSeq, a predicted model, not a curated record